This is a messenger RNA of Saprolegnia diclina VS20, 918 nucleotides long. RefSeq lists its product as hypothetical. The transcript is spliced from 8 exons. The record is from RefSeq and is a predicted model, not a curated record. Bases 1 to 918 code for a protein of 305 amino acids. NCBI's taxonomy places the organism in Eukaryota, Oomycota, Saprolegniomycetes, Saprolegniales, Saprolegniaceae.
AUGUAUAGCGAUGGCGUUGACACAUUCAGUCAGCAAUCUGCCGUGAGCAUGAGCACCAUCAAAGCCAAGACGGCAACGUCGUCGGACGCCAAGGCCAUCACGCGCAAGCCGAUGAGCAAGCCGACCACGACCGCUCGCCCCGUGUCCAACCAGUCGGAGAAGGCUGGGAUUCGAGACGGUAGUCGGGCGCGCCUGAGUACCUCUCGCAGCGACAAGGAGCCGGACAGUACCGCUAUGCCCCAGCGGGACGCCCCACUUCGCACCAAGAAGCCCGCUGCCAAGCCAAGCAGCAGCAACAACGAUGUCGAGGCCGCCAAAGCCAAGAAGCCAGGACAUCCGAUGCCAUCGCAAGCGCUCAACAAGCACAAGCAAGCUGACCCGUGGAGUACAAAGAAGAAGCACAAAACGAAUUUUGGCGCCGCGUACGCAGCCGGCAACAUCCCUUGCCGCAUCAACCACGGAGGGAUCAAAAAUGCGCUGCAGUGGAACCAGUCGCCCGAAGACGUCGAGUACAACCCGCUCCUCGUCACGUGCUGCGAGGGCUUUCAAGAAACGGACCACCCGUACGUCUUUCUCGCGCGCCAAGGCUUCAACGACCUUAUGACCGCCAACGGCGCCGACGACAAGGUCCGGCCGCUCCUCGGACUGCUCAUUCCGCCGAUCCGGGCGGCGCUCAUGGCCCCGGACGACGACGUGCUCGUCGUCACGCUCAAAGCGAUCCAAGCGAUUGCGGACGCCGUGGGGUCGGACAUGAAUGUGCAUUUGCCCAAGCUCAUCCAGCAGAUCCACCGCAAGUACUCGUCCAAAGCGCUGCGUGCGACGAUCGAUGAUACGCUCGGGGCCCUCGAGCGCAACGGAGGCCCCGAGGCCCUGCGCAUCAUUCGCACCAAAAUUCCGACGUACGCUUCGUUGGCAUAG